GUAUGUAAAAGGACAUCGAAUCAAUGUGUCUGAGCGACCAUUGUCCCGAAGUGUGAAUAGCUGUUGUCGCAGGCCCAGGGCAGAGAAAUGAUCUCUACAGGGUCAUUUUGAGUGGUGUACUUUAGUAUUGUGCCAAAUCUGUACAAAUCUUAAAUGGAAGCGGUGUACACUGCAAAACAACUAUCUCAAAAAGAAAAAAAAAAGACAUCUUUAGCUCACUUUGUUUUGUGAAGAGGUAACAUCGUCAAGCGAUGCAAAUUCAGACAUGUGCAACGGGGAUUCCGGUUUUCACGAACUAACCUCCUCAACCGGCAGCGAUCUCACCAACACUGAUGGAGUGUGCUCGGAUAAUGACAACCUUGUGACAGCGGGUGUGGCACGCGAAGUGGACAGUUCAGGCCAUCUCUUCCUUGGAGCUCUAGGCACUAUUGAUGUGGCAUCGAAGGAUGACAACAUCUGUGAUGAUGAUGCAGACGAAGUGGCUUCUACCGUCAGUGAACUGUCCGGCCUUUCUGACCUCUCAGAUCUAGCUGGAGCUGAGUGGAAGCCAACUAGUGGAGAAAACUCUCGUGGUAUGGAUGCAGGACCUAUGGGCUGGGUACAGCGUCAGAUGAGUGUGGGCGCGGACCCACGAGCUCUUUUGGAACGCCUGCUGCCAGAUGGAGCAGUGAUUCCCCCCAGUCUUGAUCGGCUGACCCUGUGGAAAGUUCUGAUCAGUAUGCUAAGUGAGGAGGAGCCUCCUCGACGCACCAAGCUGGAACAUGUGAAUACCCUGGAUGACGUGGUUCACCUUCUGCGCAACUGCCAGCGAGUGCUUGUGCUCACUGGAGCUGGCGUUUCAGUCUCCUGUGGGAUCCCUGACUUCCGUUCGCGAAAUGGAAUUUAUGCACGCUUGAACAAAGAUUUCCCAGCACUUCCAGAUCCACAGGCUAUGUUUGACAUUCACUAUUUUCGUAAGGACCCAAGACCUUUCUUCAAGUUUGCCAAGGAGAUCUAUCCAGGUCAAUUCACACCAUCUGCUAGCCACAGGUUCAUAAAGCUACUGGAGGACAACAACAAACUCCUGAGAAACUAUACACAGAACAUUGACACGCUUGAACAAACCUGCGGCAUUCACAAUGUCAUCACAUGCCAUGGUUCUUUUGCAACGGCGUCAUGCACAAGAUGUCACCACAAAGUUGACUGCAACAUGAUCAAAGAGGAGAUAUUUAACCAGAGAAUUCCAUUGUGUCCGAAGUGUAGCCUGGAAGAAGUAGAAGCAAGUGGGGAAAUGGCAGUCAUGAAGCCUGACAUAGUGUUCUUUGGAGAGGGUCUCUCCCAGGAGUUCCACCAAGCCAUGAGCCAUGACAAAACACAAUGUGACCUGCUCAUUGUCAUGGGCUCCUCACUCAAAGUACGCCCUGUGGCCCUUAUACCCAGUUCCAUUCCCCCGGAAGUACCCCAGAUACUGAUCAACCGUGAAUCACUGAAGCAUGUCACUUUUGAUGUCGAGCUCUUGGGUGACUGUGAUGUCAUCAUCAAGGAAUUGUGCAACAGGCUUGGCUGGGAUGUUGCUCUUAGUGAUGGGCCUGUGGCACCGUUGACAGAAGUUACAUCACUGCCUCCACAAGUAUCCAACAGGCCAUCAUCGGAAAUGAAAGCGCCUGCUGAGUCGAGUGGGACCACAGCAUCAGAUGAGAAUGGAAACACCCCGACUAGCAGCACAUCAGUUGCAGAAGAAAUCGUGCCAGAUUCCACCAGUGCCGAUAUGGUUCCCACAGUGGAAAGCCAGGUUGACAUCUUGGAUUGCUCCUCCGAGUUUCCUUGGAAGCCAAGAACUAGAGAGAGCGUUGCCUCCAGACUACCAGAGGGUCACUUCCUCUUUACGCCACCAUCCACCUACAUCUUCUCCGGGGCAGAAGUCUAUGUGGACUCUGAAGAUUCUGACAGUCCUGGGGCCUCCUUUACUGGUGAGGAAGAGGAAGAAGCUGAGUCUGAUUCUGAGUCAUCACGCUCAUCCUUCAGCUCAGAUGAGGAUGGCAGCCCUGCACACACAUCUGGCCUGGAGAGUCCAUCACAGGGAAACACCAUGGACUGUGACCAAACUGAGCAAAGUUCUGCCGCAGCAAGCACUACACCGCUUGUUAGCAACCUAAAUGAGUCUAUUGUCAUCAAGGCACGUGUUUCUGAAGAAGAAGGCUCCAGUGAUGUCGAAUGCAACACUCUUCGUUGCUCCUGAGGUCCUGGACUCCUCUGCCCGUCAAGAACCACGGCUCCUUGUCUUGCUUAUUUAUUGGUAGCGCAUCCCCCACAGUCUUAUGCAGUCAGCCUCUCCUGCAGCCAGUAGACUUGCGUAUAAGCAGGUCUGUUGGUCUUGCACUCCAUUGGUUGUUAUAAAUGGUUUUUGGCUUUGUGUUCUCCUGCAUUGCCUUGGGCAAGAUCCUUUGGGGCAAGUGUUAACAUGGAGGUGCUGUCGCACAUUUCCUCUGAGUGGCUGUGGGCUGGCUGCAUGUUCUAUCAUCCCGAUGGUUUCUUGCUUUUAUGAGUCAUUCACAGUCUAGGGCAGCAUUCUCAUGCUAAUGUUAUUACAUACUGUUUUCCUUAUGAACUGUAUUGCAUCUUCUCUGAGAUACUGUGCUCAGUCAGUGCAUGUCACUUAGGCAAUUCUGUUGAACCUGGCUGCAAUGCAUGUUGUCCAAGUGCAGCUCCAGAACAUUUGUGGUGUUUCUACUACUAUUCUCAAUGAAGAAGUUCUGUGUCAUGUUGUGACUGUUGUGUACUGCUUGCCCUCGUGGGAUGGAAAUGUUGGCAUACAGCCCCCCAGCCAGUACACAUGAUAGAGACACUUUGCCAAGACUCUAUGAGGUCCCUUGCCACAGUAUGCGUGUACAUAUGCUAACCCUUUAUGCUUUUUGGAAGCAUUUUUUAUACUCAUGUUUUUGUUACUUUGUUGAAAUGUUUAUAUACUGUCCUCAUAUUUUACUUUCAGAAUUUUCUAUGUAUCUUUAUUUUCAUAGGUAAUGAUUUAAGACACGCGGUGCAGAGGAUUCAGUUGGGAUGGUGUAGUUGUUGGUUUUGUACACAAAAUGUAAAUAUGCAGUUCUGUUGUCUUAAGCCAUGUGUGUUUAUGCUGCCUCUGCACAUUUUGCAACACAAUUAUUGCAUACAAUUUAUCCAUUUGCACGGUACCACUAAGUCUUAUACACCUUUGUGCUGUUUCCGUUGAUUAAUCACUCUUCGCCCUUUCUUAUAUAUUCUUAUUGUGUGAAUACUUGUGUGCAUGGUAAAUUAUGGAAUUCAACAUUGUAAGGUACAUUUGCUUGUAUGCAGUCAAUCAUGUUGAAAGGCAGACUUGUUUACUGUCUCAUGAUUUUAUGAGAAACCAGAGAAAAGAAAAAAAAUGUAAUUUUCUCUUUACGAUGCAUAUUGUUAACAGCUGUGAACGGUGUGUUGCAAGAAGUUUGGCUUCACUCAGAAGUGUGGUAGCCUAUGGGGGCCCCUAAGCUCGGGUCAACCUUGCUCAGGUUUGGGUGUAAGUUUCCUAGAAAGCACAUGCUGUGGGCCUAUCCUCAUAACAUUUUAUUUCUCCUUGUUCUUUCAGAACUUGUGUUACUUUUGUCUUAGGCAAUAUCCUUCAUAGAGCUGUCCAGCUUAUAGGUUUUCUUUUUUUUAAGGCUGUUAUCACAAUUGCUGCUGUGUAUGCAUCCACACCCUUGCCUCUGCAUUGCUGAGUUGUUUGCUGUUAUUGUGAUGCUUUGGUAGUGCAGCAGCAAUGACUCAAUGCCUAGAGACUUGUAUCAUCCACUACAAAUUGGUGGCUUGUCAUUAGUAUCGAGAAUGAACACUGGCGUCGCUGCAGCUUUGGCGAAGUAACGUAAUAGUGAGGACUCGCCUGCUUCGCUGCCGACGCAUGCACACAGCUGCUUCCAUCCGAGCCCGGCGCAUACCCACUCUUCCGCAAUACGGUGGUGAUUUCUCAUCUCAAUUGUGCUGUGUAGAUCUCGCAAGGUACAAAGUGAAAGUAUUUAUUAUCAUCAAAAGUUAACUAAGCAGCAGAAAGUAUGGUUAAUAUAGCUUAGGAUGGGGAACUCCCAUCUGAACAGAUGAUCCACUUUGAAAAAUAGUGUGUAGAACUGCGAGACAUCAGUUUUUUUCACCGUGCACGUAAUCCACAAAAUUGGUGCUAAGAAAAUAUCCGUGCGAAAUGGGUCUAACUUCAUUACAACUUGGGGUAGACUACUUGAUUGAACAUGUGUUGCAAAGUAUUACAAAUAAAAUUAGGACGUUUUAAGUUUACUAACAGCAUUGCGAUUUACCGUGCAAGUUAUGUCUGCCUCUGUAAAUAAUGUAGGUCAUUUGACAGAAUUCCAUUUCUACUGCAGGAGACUAUAUAAAUAUGUCUGUCGCACACAACCAGUUUUAACAUUAAGGAAAUUUAAGUAAUAUGCUGCAACGUGCACAAUGGUUUCUGGUAUUCUGAGACCUAGGUAUACUUUGAUCUUAUUGGCAGAUUUGUCUUUAGCAGUCAUCAGGGAUUAUGUAGUCGCAUACCCUGAUUUACGCAAAUAGCUGACUCGAUCUACCGCCAUACAGCAAUUUGAAGACAAAGGGCGUAACAUCAUUUUCUAGUGGCUUCCAGGCCACUUUGGCAUGCCUCCCACCUGGCGGUGCCACUCCAACUUCUCGGGGCUAAUAGUGUCACAUUGUGACAAUAUUUGAAUGGUUUGCGCUCUUGCAUUCAUGACAAGGUGAAAAUCUAUACAGAAUUAAUGGCGAUACAAUUUUCUGUGCCGUCAAACACAAGCACUUUGAAAAAACGCACAGCAGCUUUUGGAGUUACGUUGCACAUAUGAGUUUGAUUCACUCUGUAUCUUUUUGUUGCCACAUUUAUGUCCAUGUUAUGUUUUAUGUCCAGUCGUGGGCAUUGUCUUGCUUUCUCUUGUGUUAGAGCAUUCUACAAAGUAUAGGGCUGAGUGCAAUUGUACAUGUGUGUGUACCCUGCCAUUUCUUAUUUGUCAAAGAUGUUCCUUUGUAUCUGUUGUUUUAGUUGUCAUCGGUGAGCGAAAUUGUCACUGUUAGAAGUGUAUUCUUCAAGCUACUGCUCUUGCAGGACUAGCAGCAAUGUUUUCCUCUACUUGCCCAUUUUGUCUUAGUGAGUCUGAACAUUUCUGGAAUGGCAGAGUCUACCAAAGCUUCUGGAACGAUGAUGAUUGUGUAGGUGGCCGAUUUUUGGAACUGGCAAAAUCCUUACUGUUUUGAUCUAAUAAACUGUUUGUCCUCAGUUAUUGGGUGUAAGGAACCAUUAUUACUUUUUUUCAUUGCCGAUCAGUUGAUUCUUGUAAUAUAUGCUGAAAUAUUUGUAAAUAGCUUAAUAUUCUUGUGUUGUGACGUAUUUUUUAAUGGUUUCUGUAUAUACCCCUGCACCUUAUUUAUUAAGUGUCUAGGAAAGGGUGUACCCUUCUUAUUCAACACUUGUGGACUAAAAUUAACACUGGAAAAUGAAAUGAAUGAGGUAGCAUUAGGCCUUGUCUACUGUCUAUUACAUUGUUGUGUGCUUGGUGGUUUUAUGUAAAAAAAAUACAAUACCGUUAUCUUUCUA
Messenger RNA from Rhipicephalus microplus (southern cattle tick), 5578 nucleotides. RefSeq names its product Sirtuin 1 (gene Sirt1). Lineage: Eukaryota; Metazoa; Arthropoda; Arachnida; Ixodida; Ixodidae. Gene Ontology annotation, cellular component: nucleoplasm; nucleus; nuclear inner membrane. Gene Ontology annotation, biological process: negative regulation of DNA-templated transcription. The record is from RefSeq and is a predicted model, not a curated record. Gene Ontology annotation, molecular function: p53 binding; transcription corepressor activity; NAD+ binding.